ACACGUUGUGCCAGUGGACAGCCUCGAACUUAAAAGCCUCACGUUCAACUAGGGUAGUAUAUAACAGUCCUGCAGCGCGGUUCGUAACUUCUUCCCCCCUUACUCUGCACUUGGCCAGCACCUACCAUGCCCAUUGCAGCUCGCCGACCAAGUGAAGACAUACCCGUCAGCAUCGCCGCGAGCAUGGCAUCCACCCUCCACCUCUCCGACUUCGUUUAUCCCCAGGCAGCGAACCUCAUUGCGUUCGCACCCCUCCCCGCCAUCAUCACCCGCACCGCCCUCACCGGAGGCGCAUCCUUCCUCGACACCUUCUUCCUUGUGCCCGGCAUCCUCUCACAGCAAGAUGCCGUCAAAGUCAACGACGGCGAGUACCCUGCCACCGCCGCAAUGACAUCCGGAUACGUCUUCCGCGUCGAGAACCAGGCGACGGUCGCGUUUCUCCAGCGUGUCGGCAAGACAGGUCACCUCGUCGACGUCGACGUCUACAAGACCAACGACCUUUCGCACAUAGACCCCAUAGCGUCCCUCUCGUACCUCGCCGGCAUCUCCUCGACGAUGGUCGUCGCUGUCCUCCUCGUGGCGAUGAAAGACUACGCCGCACUGAUGUUCCUGGGCACGCUCAUGGCCGCACGUUUCCUGAAUGUUGUAGUCAUCAAGCGGCGGGCGACGCUGGGGUGGAAGGGAGUGAAGGAGCCGGGUCAAAUGGGCGACCUCAUGAUUCUCGCCAGCCAGGACCGCUGGAUCCGCAUGCGAGGCACCGUCGACGACCUCAAGGAGGUCACCGCGGGCUCCUGGCUUCAGGAGAUGCAGCCUCUCGACAGCUUCCUCGCCUGCACCGCGUCGCUGCUCAUGUACGGCUCCAUGGCGUUCGCUUGGAAGGCCUCCGCGCUCGGGAGCAUCCUGACCGCGGGCCUACUGGUCCUGUCAUCCGCCCUGCUCGGCAUCUGUAACUCUACCACGACCAAACUCCGCAUGUUUGGGUGCGUGGUCGGAAAGACGGGCGAGACUCCGUACGCGAGGCGCCGUGACAUGGCCGAUGACAUCCUGAAGCAGACUCAGGCGCUCGGCUAUGAGGACAACAGCUGGGCUGUGAGGUUGGGACUCGUCACGGAGAUAAAGCAGGACAAAAAGGAUGUGAAAUCGGUGAUUCUGUAGGCUCCAUUCUUGGUUCCGUAAGUCUAUGUACUUUGAUUCUAGCCUCUUGCUCUUCGCCGUCGUUAUAUCCCUCGAUCUGGAUUUGUAUUGUGGACGCCUCGGUAGUAGCUUUGUAUUGUGGAUGCCUCGGUAGUAGCCUUGUGUCGUGGAUACCUCGGUAGCAGUUUUUGAAGAUACCCUCCUAGAACGAUCCUAGCUAGUGCAACACUUAACUUCUUUGAGGAUGUUGACUCCCAUGCGGUGUUUAUAACAGUUCGAACGGAUCAAACGACUCGGAUGCGGUGUCAU
This is a messenger RNA of Phanerochaete carnosa HHB-10118-sp, 1443 nucleotides long. RefSeq lists its product as uncharacterized. Lineage: Eukaryota; Fungi; Basidiomycota; Agaricomycetes; Polyporales; Phanerochaetaceae. The transcript has a single exon. The coding region runs from base 184 to 1155 and encodes 323 amino acids. The record is from RefSeq and is a predicted model, not a curated record.